ACGGGCAGCUGUUGCAUCUCGUGAAGAUGACCUCGGCCGAAUCCCACUGCUCUUUUUUUUUUGUUAUUCUAUGCCCGGACAAUAGCUGAUGAGCUAGAUUGGGGGUUGGGUUGUUGGGUUGUUGGGUUGUUGACGGUGAUCACCACAGUCACAGAUGCUUGUCUCUGCUACGGCGGAGUAAGAGACCUCAGCAAUCUCAAACAAGGCCUUUGUCAUGUGCGCCACAGGCAUUGUUCCAAGUAUUAGACCCCUCUUUCCAAGCAGCACGGGCAGCUCCCGUCACCCACACUCUCCCACAGACUUCGGGAGCAGAGGCACGUCCAUCAGGUACACUUCAAGGUCUCAGACCCGAAAACCACGCAAUCGGUUCCCAAAAGGCGCUAAUGCAACCCAGAGCAAACCCCUGUCGGCUUGGUUCAGGCGACUGCAGUCGUUGGUGGAGGGCGGCACGGUGGGGCCACCCGACACCUAUUGUUCGUCGGGGACCCUCGAUUCACUGCGACCCCAGCAAUCUUUGAGGUGAUGGCAAUCAUGGUUGGCAUCAUUUCGCCUUUUAUCCUUUCCUUUGUCCUCUUGCAUUCUGAUGAGAUAUGUAGACAGCCUGCCGACAGGACAGUGUUGACACCAGCAGCAUCAGUCGACACUCCCGUCCAACAGGGGCAUCACCACCAGCUCUCACACCCCUCAACGGCUGGAUCGGCAAUCCUCCGAGGUGACAGUCAAACGACAAGCACCCCCAACUCGGAGACUCCAGCAGCGGCAGCAGUAGCAGCAGCAGGCAGUGCGGGGCAAAUAUUGGCAGGACCGCCCAUCUUUUCUUAUCUCUCUGACGCCGCUAGACGACAAAACCCACGACACCCACCCACCCGUCAUCUCCUGCUGCAGAAAAUUUCCAUGUUGGAUUCCCCAUCUCUCGCAUACACGCUGUCACCGUCACCCUUCACGGCCCGUUUAUUACGCUGUGGAAAUUUCAUUAGCUGCUGGGACAGACGGCGUUGCGAACGGCAGGCCACCACGGCUGUUAUCUCCUAGGGUGUCCCCAUCUACACCAGACCCAGCGCCAGGGGUUCUCCACGAACACAACCGUUUAUCAGUGGACCCGUUACCUGCCGUUGUCUCCGUUUCGUGCCCGGUAUUCGGGGGGCCACUUUCACUCAACUGCCAGGCCGAACAACUCUAUUGUCGACGGCGGGAUUCAUCGCGAAAGAAAAUCAAACAAAACAAACCCGGAGCUCACCAACGCAUGGUAAUCGCGGGCCGUUGAGAGACACGGUUGUGCGACCCACCAUCUCGCCGUCAGACCCGCCAUUUUUGAUCUCGCUCGCCAUCCCCGUCGCCUUCGCCAUUCCAAUGAUCCGACAGAGAUGACCCUCGACCGCGACAUUGAGAUGAGCCAGCUGGAUCGCACCCGCAGUCUAGCCGAAGGCAGCAGCUUCACCGUCCGGGGUCAAAGUCGGGCCUCGGAUCCUGAUCAUCAUCAUCAUCAUUAUCAUCAUCACCACCACAACCAUCACCCUCAUAAUACCGUCGGCGUAGGUGCCGGAGGGAUGAAAGCUCGCGUGGGGAGGUUCAUCGACACCUUCCGCCGGGAACACCCAGACAACGUCCGCUACCACGACGACCCCAACUUUGCGCUUCACGUCACUGACCCAGAAGGUGGCGCAGGCGACUCACCGACGACAACCAGAACAACAAAUGGGUUUGGCUCUGCUUCGGGGGUGGCGGUGGUGAGGCAGCAUAAUGGGGAGAGGUACUAUGACUUACGGACGGCGAACUCCAGGACGGCGGGGACGUUGCUUGCGCGGGAGCUCAAGGGGAGGCAUUUGCAGAUGAUUGCGAUUGGGGGGUCGAUCGGGACGGGUUUGUUUGUUGCGAGUGGGAAGGCGUUGAGUGAGGGGGGCCCGGCGGCGGUGUUGUUGGCGUACAUCUUUGUGGGCGUGAUGCUGUAUUGCACGGUGCAGGCGUUGGGGGAGUUGGCCGUGGUGUUUCCUGUCGCGGGGUCGUUCUCGGCUUUUUCGACGAGGUUUCUGGAUCCGAGUUGGGGGUUUGCUAUGGGUUGGAACUAUGCCUUGCAGUGGAUAGUGGUGUUACCGCUCGAGAUUAUUGCCGGCGCCAUGACUAUCGGUUAUUGGAACGAGAGUCUGAACAAGGCCAUAUUUGUAGCCGUGUUUCUGGCGGUCAUUGUUGUCAUCAACCUCUUUGGAGUAAAGGGGUACGGCGAGGCAGAGUUUGUGUUUGCCAUUGUCAAGGUUACUGCUGUCGUCGGGUUCAUCCUUCUCGGUAUCGUCAUCAACAUCGGAGGGACCCCCGAAGGCGGCUACAUCGGCGGCAAGUACUGGUCCGACCCGGGCGCCUUCAACAAUGGCUUCAAGGGCCUCUGCAGCGUGUUUGUCACCGCCGCCUUUGCCUUUGCUGGUACGGAGCUGGUCGGUUUGGCUGCCGCCGAGACAGCCAACCCGCGAAAGUCCUUGCCUACCGCCAUCAAACAAGUGUUUUGGAGAAUCACACUCUUCUACAUUGUGUCGCUUGCGCUCGUCGGUCUCCUGGUGCCGUACAACGAGCCCAGGUUGCUUGGUGCUACUAGCAUCGCCGACGCCUCAGCCAGUCCCUUUGUCAUCGCCAUCGAAAGCGCAGGCACGACUAUUCUACCCAGCAUCAUGAACGGCGUCAUCCUUGUGUCCGUCAUCAGCGUCGGCAACUCUUCCGUCUUUGGAUCCUCCCGAACACUCGCCGCCCUCGCCGAGCUGGGCCAGGCGCCCAAGAUCUUCGCCUACGUCGACCGCCGCGGCCGUCCACUAGUUUCCAUCCUCGCAGCAUCGAGCGUCGGUCUCCUGGCCUUCAUGGCCAACUCCAAAGUCCACAGCCACGUGUUCGACUGGCUCCUCGCCAUAUCAGGCUUGAGCAGCGUCUUCACCUGGGGGAGCACCUGUCUCGCCCACAUCCGCCUCCGCAAGGCAUGGGCAUACCAUCACAGAUCAGUCAGCGACAUGGCCUUUCGUGCUCAGGGGGGAACGAUCGGCAGCUGGAUCGGCCUGUUUUGCAACUGUCUCAUUCUCGUCGGUCAGUGCUGGGUGGCGAUUUGGCCCAUUACGAGCGAGCCGUUGACGUCGAGUCAGCGGGCCGAGAAUUUCUUUUUGCAGUGUUUGGCGAUCCCGGUGGUGUUGUUGUUUUUGAUUGGGCACAAGCUGUGGUAUAGGACGAGCGUGAUCAAGGUGGAGGACAUGGAUAUUGAUACGGGGAGGAGGGAUUUUGGCAGACUUGGGAUUAUCAAGGCGCAGGAGGAGGAGGAGAGGGCUAGUUGGCCGAAGUGGAAGAGGGUUUAUAGGGUUAUUUGCUGAUGGUUUGGGGGCUGGGGCGUGUACAUAUGAGUAUAUAAUUUGGGCGAAGGGUGGUGGUGAUUGGUUAUAAUUUGAGAUGAAUUUCGAUGUCGCAGAGCAUUCGUCGUGCUCUCAGGUGUCUUUUUGACUAUCAUGAUUUCCACUGUAUGCCGGCGGAGAACGUUUCGGUAGCCACAAACGCCACUAUUCCACCCUCACCCUUACCAUCAUCACCCGCUCUCACCCUCACAGCCAACCCCUCGGACCCAACCACUCGGUACUCAGGUAUGAAGCCCAGUGUGUAAGGUAUUUUUGGUCUGAUCUAGGAUUGGAUAGGUAAGUAUUUUACACUUAUCUAAGGUUAUGCCUUCUGAUGAAUGGGCGUUGGUUGCCACGGCAUUUACACAUGAGAAAAUGAGUGAUGGGGACGGGAGCACCUGUCCAGCUUCCUACACCUGGCAACAGACUGACAGCCGAAUACACGGUACUUGUAGUACUUCCAACAGCAGCCCACUAUCCGACGGCCAAAUGGACCCCGAAACGGCUUGCGUAGCCCACCACCUCACGGGGUUGGUGGGUGAGCUUUUGAUAUUUUGGGC
Messenger RNA from Podospora pseudocomata, 3916 nucleotides. RefSeq names its product histidine permease. Gene Ontology annotation, cellular component: membrane. The transcript is spliced from 6 exons. NCBI's taxonomy places the organism in Eukaryota, Fungi, Ascomycota, Sordariomycetes, Sordariales, Podosporaceae. The record is from RefSeq and is a predicted model, not a curated record. Gene Ontology annotation, biological process: amino acid transmembrane transport. The coding region runs from base 1365 to 3338 and encodes 657 amino acids. Gene Ontology annotation, molecular function: amino acid transmembrane transporter activity.